Anguilla anguilla (European eel) is the source of this 1458-nucleotide messenger RNA. RefSeq lists its product as uncharacterized. The transcript is spliced from 7 exons. The record is from RefSeq and is a predicted model, not a curated record. Bases 1 to 795 code for a protein of 264 amino acids. Lineage: Eukaryota; Metazoa; Chordata; Actinopteri; Anguilliformes; Anguillidae.
AUGUCGUCAUCAAUCAAAUUUCCUGAUAAACGAAGCGACUGCAGGGGCACCGAUCGCAAGGAGCUCCUAAAUGCGGAGACUCGCGUGGACGCGUCGUGGCGCGGUCCGCGCUGUAACAGGCUGUCAUGCAGACGGGAACUUGCUCUUCAAUUUUUCAGUGCGGAGUGGUUAGAGUUGAGUAAACUGGUUUCCCCAACAAGGACUUUAAACAGCACCCGGAAGACGUGCCGAAAGCUGCAGUUUUCCCAUCCUAAGGAUGCAGUUUGUUUUGUGGGCGAGCUAAGAUGGAUCAGAGUUAGUUUCUUUUGGACGUGUAAAGUCUGUCAGCUGAUACGUUGCUGUACUCCAGGCACAGCCCUGCAUUGUGGGAUUCUACAGAGGUUAGGACUGAAAAAACACCUAAAAGAGAGCUACGCCUGUUAUCAUUCCACAUCACGCCUGGCUUCAGAGAACACGGAGGGGGCCAAGCCCAUCAAGAAACCGAUCAAUCCCGCGAUGGACACGCCGAGCCAUGACCUGCCACGCGAGCUGUUGCUAAGCCACAAACGGGUACUGCAGUCGGGAGAGAAGCCGGAGCUGCAGCGGAGGCUGGAGCAGAGGAGAAUGGAGCAGCACAGGGAGCAGGAGCAGGCCCUGCAGCAGCCCUCCGACCUGGAGCAGGAGCUCCGCAAGAGGCAGCUCAGACUGCAGGAGUACGAACAGGAGGAGGUGAAGAGGAGGUUGGACCAGGAGAACAUUCCAGAAUUUGUGCGGGUGAAGGAGAAACUGCGGCACAUCCAGACAUCAGGACAGUGAGGUGAUGGGAACGCCCAUGAUCCCCAACCCCUGAUCCCCCCAAUGCUGCCCCAAGGAUCAUAAGCCCCACCAGACAGCAUCACAUUCACUAGUUUUAGUUUAGUUUUAGUUUAUUUAUUUGACGAUUCACUUUAAAAGGACAAUUACAUGGUUGCAAACACCAAUGUACAUGCACAAUUAAAAGAGCGUCAAGGAUAACACAAAAAAGUCACAAGACUUAUUUCCAUUGUGGUCCUUGCUAGACACUAGACACACCUGUGUUAGUUACCUUUAUACAGAACCCGGUGGCUGAGACACAAAGGAUUCUGGGAUACCAAGGAACUGUUUCUGCACUAACUCUCCCAGCUGACCAAGUUUGUCCUCCAUUGAGAAAUCUGAUAGUGUCAGUCCCAGACACAGCCAUCCAUCAAUUAUCUAUACCCGCUUAUCCUGGGCAGGGUCGCGGGGGGUGCUGGAGCCUAUCCCAGCAUGCAUUGGGCGAGAGGCAGGAAUACACCCUGGACAGGCCUCUAAUCUGUCGCAGGGACGCAUACACCCUUCACUCACACACUCAUACCAUCGGGUAAUUUAGAGUCUCCAAUCGGCCUACCUACAUGUCUUUGGACUGUGGGAGGAAACCGGAGUACCCGGAGGAAACCCACGCGGACAUGGGGAGAACAUGCA